CCUCAUGUCUGUUUCCAGUUUUAAAAUUAUUUUUUUAAUUUUCUAGGAAAAGAACCGAGCUGCCUAUAAACUGUACACUCCACCGUACAUCCUAGCACCUAUGAGAGGCAAACAGGAGCCAGCGGACGCCUUCAGCAAAGGCGCUCAGGAACAAGCUUCCGUCCUUUACCUUAGCUACUGUCUCUCCGAGGACCAGAGUUGGUUGUUGGCAGUCGCUACCGAUGAAAAGGGUGAAAUAUUUGAAACCAUCACCAUCAACGUUGAUAUUCCCAAUCGAAGCAGAAGGAAAAAGGCGUCGGCAAGAAGAAUUGGCUUAGAGAAAUUGAUGAACUUUAUUUUGGGAGUUAUGUCACAGAGUGUGCGACCAUGGAGGCUAGUUGUCGGCAGGCUGGGAAGAAUAGGUCAUGGGGAACUAAAAGGUUGGAGUUGGUUACUCAGUCGAAAAAAUCUACUAAAGGCUUCGAAAAACCUUAAAGAGAUCUGUAAUCAAUGUUCAAUGAUGUACCCAAGUUCAGUUCCGUGUAUUCUAAGCGCCUGUCUAGUCAGUCUUGAACCGGAUUCCGUUCUUAGGCUGAUGCCUGAUCAGUUUACCCCAGAUGAACGAUUCAGUCAGGUUUCUGUCAACUCGCAGCUCUCUACUCCACAAGAUGUUAGUUGUACGCACAUCCUGGUAUUUCCCACCAGUGCUACCACUCAGUCUUCUCAAACUGCCUUCCAAGAACAGCACAUCACUGCCGAGUUUGGCGACGACGAAUUAUUCAGCCCAUUCGAUGACGAAAUGCCCGAAGGCAUUGACGGCAUGAACGAUUUUAACGACAUUUUUAAUUGGACAGAAAUCGUUCCAGGCGGCGGUCAGAGCCCACCUGGAAGCCCACGGAGAGAAGAAGGUGGUGCCGGUAGUCCUAAUGGUGGUACUAAUGUAGGCAGAGAAGGUACACCAAUGAUCGGUGGAAUGAAUUCUAAAGGCAUUGAACCGAGUGAAGAAGUCGGUGUGGUCUUACAACAACCGCUUGCAUUAGGAUAUUUCGUAUCGACAGCUCCAACUGGUAAGAUGCCUCGGUGGUUCUGGUCAUCGUGUCCUCAUUUAGAAGGAGUGUGUCCGGCAUUCUUGAAAAACGCAUUACACUUACACAGCCCCAAUAUCCAACAGAACUCUGAUGAUUUGUUGCAACAAUCUGCGGUGACAUCUCAUCCGCUGGAUUCUCAAUAUACCACAGAUGUUCUAAGAUACGUCCUAGAGGGCUACAAUGCUUUGUCUUGGCUGGCGUUGGAUUCAAACACCAAAGACCGGCUAUCUUGCUUACCAGUUCAUAUGCAGGUCUUAGUUCAAUUGUAUAACACUGCGGCGGCACUCCUGUAAAACACUGACCAAGUACUUAUAUUUUUCACUAUUUAAAAAUAAAAGCGUAACAUUUUUUAUGUAACAAUUUCAGUUAAAAGAUAAACUUCAAUAGAACGUACUACAAAACUGGAAUAUCU
Messenger RNA from Diabrotica balteata, 1479 nucleotides. NCBI's taxonomy places the organism in Eukaryota, Metazoa, Arthropoda, Insecta, Coleoptera, Chrysomelidae. The record is from the annotation of a GenBank genome assembly.